GGGGGGGUUGCGGAGUCAACAUUCUGUACCAAGCAAUGUACCGCAGUGUCGUCCUGCCGCCCUAUCCGACACAGAGAAAACUGCAGUACUGCAAAGUGUGGAGAGAGAGAAAGGGGAGCGCAAGAAAGAGGAGGGAGGGGGCUGGGAAAGAGGUACCGCACCAUCGUUAUGAGUCCAACUGGAGAGAGAGAGCGGAAGGGGAGCGACGCAUUAUUGCAGUAUAGUGCCAUCACACAAACACACUAACGAAAUUAGCGCACUAACCCACAAACCGACACACACAGAUACGCUUCCACACACUCGCCGGGAGAGGGGGAACAACGGUGGUGUUAGAUAAUUCUGAAAUUAGACCACCGGAAAAUAGUGAAAUUAUAUAAUUGGGUAAUCUAAAGGAACAUGAAAUCAGUUGUGUUUAGUUUUGAAGGGGAACGUGCAACCUAAACCAUUGGUGUGAUUUUGAGCAUCUCGACUCAGCAUUCUUGGAAUAUCACGACUUCUCUUGCAUAGAUUUAUUAUCUAAAGAAAUUCGCCAAGCAUCCUUGGAUUUAUCUCUUAUGGAUUUUACGAACUGAAAUUGAGAAUCUGUGCAUCAGCCGUAUUCACUUUCAACCUCUUGUUCCGCUGCCUUUCUUCGAGCGAAUUAUUACCCGACGCUUGCCUGGGUAUUGCGGUACUUUGGGGAUGACUUGCGGUGCUAAAGCAUUGCUUUGAGGUUACUGCAUCAGCUUCUGCAUUCGUUUGUUAUUAACGCAUCAUUUUAAUCAGUCGAGUCUCUGAGGUUCUGGACAUCUUAUGACGACAGCAGAGGUUUUUCCCAUUGCUUUUUUGUGAUUUCGCUUUUUACAUUUUUGACUUCAGACCCUUCGCCCUUCGUCUCUCGCGCUCUCCCUCUCGCCCCACCUCCCCUACCCCCACCGCUCACUGACAGUGAGUCAGUUCCAAGCAGCUGCAUAGAAGAUGUCUGCCCCAGAUGCUGCUCCCCCAGCUGGACCUCCCGGAGCCCCAGGGGCCCCAGGAGCAGAUGGAGCCCCAGGUGGAGGGCCCCCACCCCCUCCUCCCAACACCUCCAGCAACCGCAGGCUACAACAGACACAGGCCCAAGUGGAGGAGGUGGUGGAUAUUAUGCGGGUGAAUGUGGACAAGGUUCUGGAGAGGGACCAGAAGCUGUCGGAGCUGGAUGACAGAGCGGAUGCUCUCCAGGCCGGGGCCUCCCAGUUCGAGAGCUGUGCAGCCAAACUCAAGAGCAAAUACUGGUGGAAAAAUGCAAAGAUGAUGAUCAUUAUGGGUAUCAUUGGAGUUCUUGUGGUCGGAGUCCUUUUCUUGUACUUCUUCUAUUGAGUAAUCCCAGCAUGGCAGGACAGACAUGAGAGCGAAAUAGAAGAGAAGAAGAAAACAAAAUCGACCCAGAUCCAAACUCCAGUCCCGUCCCCUUUAUCCUCCACACCAGGUCUUCCAUCUAGCACUUAAACAUGACGCUAGUGUGUAGAUGUUGUUGCUCUCUUUUCUCUUCGUCCUCCUGCCCUUCUUUUUGAUCCAUCUUUCUUCCUCUGUUUUGGUGUGCUGUCUCACUCACUAUCUCCUGCCUCUGCGUCUCAUACAUUAUUGAAGUGUGCAGUAGGGAAAAAGAGAGCAGGAAGGGAAUGAAGGAGGGACGAGAUAAGAAACCCCCUGUGACACAGGGACAGAGAGGACUGGAGCAUACUGUAGGGAAAGAGAGAGAGAGAGAAAGCAGGAAGAAGUGAAAGAGAGAGAGCAUGGAGAGAGAGAGGGAGUGCAAGGAGAGAGCAGCAGAGAAGCAGUUAUUUCUAUCCUGAUACGCCAAAGCUUGUUCGUGUUACCUUUUGGAGAGCGUACCACAUUUGUAAAUUGAUACUGACAUACAGUACCUAACAACCCCUCCUGAUCCCGUACCUCAUACAACUACCAUUAUAAACACUAAUUACUAAUACAAGGUCAUGUUUAAGAGUAUGAUCAUUUUGUCAUGUGUGUGUGUGUGUGUGUACUUGUGAUCCAAAUCAGUGUAGCCAGUAGCUUUUUCCAGGGUUAGUUGAUGUAGGCCUUGACUGGCAUUCCUGCCUUUUCCUUUACCUCCCUCUUCCUCUCACUCGCUGACUGUGGUAUUUAAGAGAGAGAGAGAGAGAGAGAAUAAGAAAAGCCAGGAAGGAUACUGGAAAAGGCAGAAACCACUUUUGGGACACUGACUUUUAGUAUAUCUUUAUUCUUGUACCACAGACAGACAGACGGACAGUUAGCUAGAUUGACAUUGACAGACAGAAACAGACAGUCUGUACCUACAUAGAGUAUUCUUUCAGGAGUGCAGACAAAAGUCUAUAGAGUAUUAACUCUGGACACACCUGUAGGCAGGUCUGUGUAAUAAAACAUAGUACAUUUUUGAUUGAUUAGUGAGCAGCUUUACUGUGUUGUGGUUGUGUUCAGACACUCUUGUACGUUCUAGUAGAGAGGGUACAGGGUUAGGGAGGAUUGGUUCAAUAGACUGUCCCCUAUCUGGAGAGGACAUAACCAAAUAACCCCCCAAAUAACCCACUUCCUGCACAUCAAACCAACAAAAACACACACACUGUUACCUACAGUAGCCAAUAGACUGUUACCUAUAGUAGCCAAUAGGCUGUUACCUACAGUAUCCAAUAGGCCCAAUGGAAGUAGUGUUUGUGUCUUACUUGACUUGCAUGGCAGACGAUGUCCAUAGUUUUGCCUAUUUGUGUGACCUAUGUAUCUGCCAUUUCUGAAACUUAACUGCCGAUUGUACAUUUAUUUUGUUUGGUUUAGUGGUUUUCAGGACCUGUGUAUAGGCUACUGUAGCUAUGCGCCCAAUUAGUAACUCAUGCGUAUGCAAUGUAAUGAAGCUCAAGAGUUUGCCAAAUUUUUGUUGCUCACAUGCUUUCAAAAUAACUAAUACACAACCAGAGAACAAUGGUUGCUACAGUAGUAUUCUGUCAGGGAAAAAACAAAAAACGAAAACCAUAGUAGCGUACAAGUAGUACUAUAAAGUACUUCAUCUUUGCCAGACUAUUGCUCCUGAAAAUGUGAUUUUUAGUUAGUUUAUAUUUUACUUUUGGUGUUGGAUAUUCCAGAAAAUAUAAUUUCUCUCAAUGGUUGAUAGAGGGACUGUUUGACACAUUGUACAAAAAAAAAAAUGAAAAAUAGCUAUGUGUAAAUUGCAUUUCUGAAUGAAAAUAGUGGUGAUUCCUCAAAACAAUGAUCUAAUAAUAUUGUGCAAUAAUAUUAUUAGGUAAAUAAAUGAUACAACAUGAUAAUACUGGGAGAGAUACAACUGGAUCAUGAGAAUUCUUUAAACGCAUGCUUACCACCUGAUGCUAAUAAACAAAAUCAUCAACAUGAA
Molecule: messenger RNA, 3361 nt
Organism: Oncorhynchus kisutch (coho salmon)
Lineage: Eukaryota; Metazoa; Chordata; Actinopteri; Salmoniformes; Salmonidae
Product: vesicle-associated membrane protein 1-like
Exons: 5
Coding region: 958-1338 (126 amino acids)
Biological process (GO): vesicle-mediated transport
Cellular component (GO): membrane
Source: RefSeq, a predicted model, not a curated record